AUGGAGGUGUGGGCCGUCUGUCAGUGGGCUCUCUGUCAGGUGUGGGCUCUCUGUCAGGUGUGGGCCGUCUGUCAGGUGUGGGCUCUGCCAGGUGUGGGCUGUCUGUCAGGUGUGGGCCAUCUGUCAGGUGUGAGCCGUCUGUCAGGUGUGGGCUCUCUGUCAGGUGUGGGCCGUCUGUCAGGUGUGAGCUGUCUGCCAGGUGUGGGCUGUCUGCCAGGUGUGGGCCGUCUGUCAGGUGUGGGCUCUCUGUUAGGUGUGGGCCGUCUGUCAGGUGUGGGCUCUCUGUCAGGUGUGGGCCGUCUGUCAGGUGUGGGCUCUCUGUCAGGUGUGGGCUGUCUGUCAGGUGUGAGCCGUCUGUCAGGUGUGGGCUCUCUGUCAGGUGUGGGCCGUCUGUCAGGUGUGGGCCGUCUGUCAGGUGUGGGCUCUGUUAGGUGUGGGCCGUCUGUCAGGUGUGGGCUCUGCCAGGUGUGGGCUCUCUGCCAGGUGUGGGCUGUCUGUCAGGUGUGGGCUCUGCCAGGUGUGGGCUCUGUCAGGUGUGGGCUCUGUCAGGUGUGGGCUGUCUGUCAGGUGUGGGCUCUGUCAGGUGUGGGCUGUCUGUCAGGUGUGGGCUGUCAGGUGUGGGCUCUGUCAGGUGUGGGCUCUGCCAGGUGUGGGCUCUGUCAGGUGUGGGCUCUGCCAGGUGUGGGGUCUGAGGUGUGGGCUCUGUCAGGUGUGGGCCGUCUGUCAGGUGUGGGCUCUGUCAGGUGUGGGCUCUGUCAGGUGUGGGCUCUGCCAGGUGUGGGCUCUGUCAGGUGUGGGCUCUGCCAGGUGUGGGCCGUCUGUCAGGUGUGGGCCGUCUGUCAGGUGUGGGCUCUGUCAGGUGUGGGCCGUCUGUCAGGUGUGGGCUGUCUGUCAGGUGUGGGCUCUGCCAGGUGUGGGCUGUCUGUCAGGUGUGGGCUGUCUGUCAGGUGUGGGCUCUGUCAGGUGUGGGCUCUGUCAGGUGUGGGCUGUCUGUCAUCUCCCCACGUGAGCAGUGGACAGGUGUCAGACUGCACAGCCCUGAGGGCAAGCAUUUGA
Eptesicus fuscus (big brown bat) is the source of this 1056-nucleotide messenger RNA. Its product is annotated as elastin-like. The coding region runs from base 1 to 1056 and encodes 351 amino acids. The record is from RefSeq and is a predicted model, not a curated record. Lineage: Eukaryota; Metazoa; Chordata; Mammalia; Chiroptera; Vespertilionidae. The transcript is spliced from 5 exons.